Molecule: messenger RNA, 882 nt
Organism: Letharia columbiana
Lineage: Eukaryota; Fungi; Ascomycota; Lecanoromycetes; Lecanorales; Parmeliaceae
Exons: 5
Coding region: 1-882 (293 amino acids)
Biological process (GO): ubiquitin-dependent protein catabolic process
Cellular component (GO): nucleus; proteasome core complex, alpha-subunit complex; proteasome core complex
Source: RefSeq, a predicted model, not a curated record
AUGACAUCCAUUGGUACGGGGUACGACCUUCAGAAUUCUGUCUUUUCACCUGACGGCAGGAACUUUCAGGUCGAGUACGCGGUCAAAGCAGUCGAGAACGGAGGUACCUGCGUCGGCAUUCGAUGUAAAGAUGGUGUUGUCUUGGCAGUAGAGAAGAUUGUAACCAGCAAAUUGUUAAAACCUGGUGCGAACAAGAGGAUAGCAACGGUCGAUCGCAAUGUCGGUGUGGUAUCUUCAGGCCUUGUCCCAGAUGGUCGACAUUUUGUAUCACGAGCACGAGAUGAGGCUUCAUCAUGGCGGUCGACAUACAAAGCACCUAUACCUCUCGCUGCUCUUGCCGGUAGAUUAGGUGGCUACGUCCAAGCAUACACACUUUACUCAAGUGUCAGACCGUUUGGUGUAACAGCCAUAGUCGGUGGCUGGGAUUCGGAAGCAGAGCUGGGAGUAGAUGGACAAGUGGGUAGUGGGCCAAGCAUCGGCGCUGGUGGGAAGGUAUCAGGCACUAAGGCUGGAGGUCCGGGCUUGUACAUGAUCGAACCAAGUGGUCUUUACUGGGGAUACUAUGGCGCAGCUACAGGGAAAGGUAGGCAGGCAGCUAAAGCGGAACUCGAAAAGCUGGAUCUAGCAUCGGGCAAUCUGUCACUCGAAGCCGGCGUGAGGGAAGCAGCUCGAAUCAUCUAUGUUGCACACGAGGACAGUAAGGACAAAGAUUUUGAGCUGGAGAUGUCCUGGAUUAGCUCGACCGAGGGACCAACCAAGGGAAGGCACCAGGAGGUCCCGAAGGACAUCUUAGAGGAGGCAGAGAAGGCAGCCAAGAAGGCGAUGGAGGGCGACGACGAAGAGGAAACGACGGCCGCCGAAGGGGAGACGAUGGAGGAAUGA